Messenger RNA from Parus major (Great Tit), 8062 nucleotides. It is a transcript of the gene STON1, whose product is annotated as stonin 1. The transcript has 4 exons. The coding region runs from base 1707 to 3914 and encodes 735 amino acids. Gene Ontology annotation, molecular function: clathrin-cargo adaptor activity. Gene Ontology annotation, cellular component: synaptic vesicle; AP-2 adaptor complex. Lineage: Eukaryota; Metazoa; Chordata; Aves; Passeriformes; Paridae. Gene Ontology annotation, biological process: clathrin-dependent endocytosis; regulation of endocytosis; synaptic vesicle endocytosis. The record is from RefSeq and is a predicted model, not a curated record.
CUAAUUUGUUCUGCAUAUACUAUUCAUCAAAGUCAAAUUAUUUUAAGGAAUUUUAAAUCUCAGUACCAUUUUUUUUUUCUCUGAUGCUUGAGUUUAUAUUGCACUGAAUUACUUUGGAAGAUAAAGUAAUAGUAAAAUUUACUGGAGAACAGUAUUCUUGUCUUGAAAAUGUGCACACUUGUCUCAGCAAAGGAAAAUCUGAUCUAUUUUUAGAUAUGCAUGCUUUCAUAAGGAGAUAUGACAAAUUAAUACCCUACCCACUUGAAAACCAUUGUGAAGAGCUAAUGUGGAAGCUGAACAGGAAAAAAAGGUUUCAUUGAAUGCUGUGAAGGAGUAUAUGAGAGUUUGAAGAACUCAUUUUGGAGUACAUAGAAAAAUAUUAGAGAUUAUUUCAAAUUUCCUGGCAUUUUGGCAAAACGGGAAGUAUCGAUCCACUGGUUCCCUCUGCUGAGAGGCUGAGUGUGUCCUGGGAGAAGGCAGAGACUGCAUUGUUUAUGGAAGAAAUAAUUUUUAUGGAAAUACAAUUUUGACAUCAGGCCUGGAUUUCAAGGGAAGAAGACUUAGAGGGAUGGAAUUCCCAAGGGAAGAGGCUGGGAUGAGGUUCUGGUGCUUCCUGGGCUCUGAACCUGGAGGCCUCAGUCUGGCAGUGCUCAAGAGAGGCCCUCAAGGGAGAAGAAUGUGACAAUUCACUGGCUUGCAAGUUACUGGUUAAAUUAUGGUGAGAAGGUUCUGUGCUAAAUUUGGCACUGGAUUUAAUAAAAAAAAUUAAGAUAACAAACACAGAACUUUUUAAACCAGGAAUGGCCAAUGUGCAGUCUGUGUAAUGGUGUUAAGCUUACAGAAGAAUUUAUUUGUAGGGAAAACUGUGCUGAACACUUCUAUUGCAAAUUAAACAGAGCCUGAAUAGUACUUCCCAUGCAUAAAACAAAGAGAUAGCAUUGUUUCAUUUUCACAGAAAGCAUAAGAAAACUACAGAGCAGAUAAACGACACAAAAGAAACCAGUUUGCAGAAGGAGGUCCUUCCUUAUUAAAAUACAAGGGAAAUUUCAACCAGUGGAAAGCAGUGGAGCUGAAAUGGAUGCAUAAUGCUUGACAAAGGAUUUUGGAUGGAUUACACAAGAACCUGGAGCUCGCUGCUCUAAGUGAGCUGUCACUGCUACUUGAGAGCCUUUCAGAUGGGCAGCUUGGAUGUCUGCAGUCCCUGGCAGCUCUGCUCCACGUCCCUGGGAGUACUCUGGAGGCUUUCAUAGGUGGUUUCUCCCUCUUUAUCAUCCACAUUCUGUCCGUGUGCUCUGGCCUUUCGGGAGCAGUGUCUGCUCGGUGCCGUGUCACCUCCGGUAGGUGCGUACAGAGGGGCUCGGGUAAGAAGGACUUUCUGUCACUCAAAGUAACACAACUGUACGAUCCUGUUGCUUAUUCAGACAUUUCCCGAGCCUCGUUCCGCACGUCCUCGGAGGCUCGCCUCUCCCCGGAGGAGCUUUGCCGGCGCUGGCUGUCCCGGGGAUGCCCUGCCUCUCCCGGCGUGCCGGGGAUGCUCCCGCGGGAUGCUCCGGGCGGGGCCUGUCCUGGCCACCGCCCCCGGCCCGGCCCGGCCCGGCCGCUGCUCCGCUCCCGGCGGCGGGAGGGCCCUGGCGGCGCUCGGCGGCAGCGGAGCGGAUGGCUUGUGGGUGAUGCGUUGUGCAAGUGCCUCAAGUUUCUCUUGAAAGAUGUGUUCCCCAAAUCCAGCAAACUGGGUCACCUUUGAUGAUGAGCCUCUCUUCCAGUCACCUCAGAAACUGGCUGACAGUCAGAGUGGCUGCAAACCGAAUGGCCUUAAGCUCAAUCUGUCCAGUGUUCAUGAGUCUUCAAGCAGAUCCUCCUCUACAGGCAGCACUCCACUCUCAUCUCCUGUAGUUGAUUUCUACCUAAGUCCUGGACCCCCCAGCAACUCUCCACUUACUACACCGACCAGAGACUACCCGGGAAACCCCUGCAUUUCAAAGUCUGGGAUUCACAUGCUUUAUCCCAUCCCUGAGUUGCCCUCAAAAGUUAACCCUCCUCCAUCCGCUGGGAUUUGUUCAUCCCUAGCCUCGCAGAAACUGAGCAGCCUUCCUUUGAACCCCUCACCUAAUGACCAUCCAGGUAAGACCUUGGUCUCCAAAUCUGCAGAUGAAGGAAGCCUUAACCCACCAGGAAGCUGUGAGGAGCUGGCUCCAGGACACUUCCCAUAUUUCCACAGUGACUGUGCUUUUUCCAGUCCAUUCUGGAAGGAAGGCUCCUCCCUCAGCGUGUUGCCAGCCAAUGUUAGUGCACACAGGAAGGACAAAGUGCUUGACAGGAGCGGGUGUCAUCCUAGAGACAAAGAAACGUGUCAUGAUCAGAAAAGCCUUAACCAGGGCUCCUUCAGUUACAUCUGUGAGAGGCUUGAACACCUGCAAGCUGACAGCUGUGAGGCCAUGGAAAACUCACCCAUCUCCAGCACCCACGCGUGGCACAAGCUCUCCCCCGCCAUCCCACACAGCCUUUUCAGGAGCCAGAAAUCGGAUGGGUGGCCCUUCAUGCUGAGGAUUCCUGAAAAGAAGAACAUGAUGUCAUCUCGGCAGUGGGGCCCUAUUUACCUGAGUGUCCUGGCUGGAGGGGUGUUGCAGAUGUAUUACGAAAAGGGCCUGGAGAAACCUUUCAAGGAAUUCCAGCUGCAGCCGCAGUGCAAGCUGUCGGAACCCAAACUGGAGAGCUACAAUGUCUCAGGAAAAAUCCACACUGUGAAGAUUGAAUGCGUGUCUUACACAGAGAAGAGGAGGUACCACCCCAAAGUAGAGGUGAUCCAUGAGCCAGAGGUGGAGCAGAUGUUAAAGCUGGGCACCACCGACUACAACGACUUCACCGAUUUCCUCGUGACGGUCGAGGAGGAGCUCAUGAAACUUCCUGCUCUUUCCAGACAAAAGAGGAAUUAUGAAGAGCAAGAAAUGACUCUGGAAAUAGUGGAUAACUUUUGGGGGAAAGUCACUAAGGCAGAAGGAAAACUCGUAGAAAGUGCGGUCAUCACACACAUUUACUGCUUGUGUUUUGUGAAUGGCGGUGCCGAGUGUUUUCUAACCCUGAACGACCUGGAACUCCAGAAGAGGGAUGAGCGUUACUUUGAGAAGGAGCAGGAGAAGAAGUGGAUCGAUAUUCUCGAGUGCCAUUUCCAUAACUGUGUCAAAGCACAGGAAUUUGAGCAAUCACGGAUUAUUAAGUUUACACCCCCGGAUGCCUGCAGGCUGGAACUGAUGCGUUUCAGGACACGCUACAGUGGGCAAGACCUUCCCUUUUCUGUGAAGGCUGCAGUGGUGGUUCAGGGGGCAUACAUUGAACUUCAGGCUUUCAUAAACAUGUCUUCAACUGCUCAGAUCUCAACACGUUUAUCCUCUGUGAAAUACUGUGAAAAUGUUAUGAUACGCUUUCCUGUUCCCACACAGUGGAUCAAAGCGCUUUGGACCAUGAACCUCCAAAGGCAGAAGUCCCUAAAAGCGAAAAUGAAUAGGAGAGCGUGCCUUGGGGCUUUGCAUGAGGUUGAAUCUGAUCCUGUAAUCCAAGUCUCGGUUGGAACAGCAAAAUACGAGAAUGCCUACAGGGCCGUGGUGUGGAAGAUUGACAGGCUUCCAGAUAAAAAUUCAAGUUUGGAUCAUCCACACAGCCUGUCUUACAAACUGGAACUGGGAUCAGACCAGGAGAUACCAUCUGACUGGUACCCAUUUGCUACUGUCCAGUUUGUUAUUCAUGAUACCUGUGCCUCGGGAACAGAAGUGAAGUCCCUGGGCAUAGAGAGCGAUCUGCAGCCCCAGAAACAUGUGGUUCAGAAAGCUUUUUACAAUUGCCAGGUUGAAAUUGAAAAGAAGUGGAUUAGGCUUGAUGGAGAAGACCCAGAUAAGGCUGGCAACUGCCUAAUGCAAUGAAAGAGGACAGGAGACACUGUCAUAGGAUAUUAGUAGGAAUCAAUUUGCAUAGGAAAUUCUAUUGUUAGAAGAAGCGCAGUGACCUAGUUUAGGGUAAACAUGGUCAUUGAAUUUUUUUUAGUGCUUAUGGGUUUGAGUCUGCAAAUCCAUUGCAGACUGACUGGCCUGUAUUCAAGUAAACUUCCUGUCAUGGGAGUCCUGGUAUGAGUAAAGGUCUCCCUGUCAGAGUGGCAGGAUGUGAGCACUUCAUUGAGUGGUUCUAAUGUGUUAUUUUCCUGUUGUGUAUCUGUGACUUGGGAAUGAUCUCAUACUCUGUAUUGAAACCUAAUGGCACUACUCAAAGGGUUCAUGUCACUUGGACAUAUAAUAUUUGGUAAUAAAAACUUCCAGAGUGCUUAUGAUCUGUCAGCACCUGUGUAAGGUCCAGAAGGACCAAUUACAUUUUUUAGUGCUGUUUGAAAACUGAAGUCCCUCAUGUUUUGGCUCCCCUUGAUGUAUGUGAGCAGAGCAAGUCCAAAUAAUAUCCUCAAUAAGAGCCUUAAGUAAUGAGUUGAAAAUUGGGUGAUUUUUUGGGAAAAAGGGUCCUCUGCAAUAAUACUCUUUAUUCUCCUGUGGCUGCAACUCCCCUGCACUUUAUAGGUUCACUUAAAGUAAUCUCUUGGGCAAAAAAAUGGCAGAUGUGAUUGAAGUUUCUGUGCCAGCAUUAGACAGUUCCAUUUCACUACUGUAGCAAGUGAGAUAAGGGGUGGAUUCUCAGUGAGGGUAAAUCAGUCCAGACCCAUUUCAUCUGAUGAGGCUUGGAGAAUUUACAGCAGAGGAGGUUUCUCCCCACAAGCUGGAAAAAAGACUGGUUGCUGCUGUUUGCUCUGUCUCCUUUAGGAUGCAAGUUCCAGAUGCUGGUAAGGAAACUGCAGGAGCUAUGGCUUUGAGUAAAUUUCAAAACAUGCAUGGAAAGGGAGAUGUUUUCAUGCUCCUGGCUCUAAAGGCAUUUUCCAUGGGGAAAUAAUGCAGGAAUGGGCUGUCACAAGAGACAUGAAGCUGUGAUGCUUCACUGGGCAGCCUGAGCUACUAAUCACUAAUGUCAGUGUGUUAACUGUGUUUUCAACAAACAAUUGGCCUUUAGGGAAAAGUUCUAAUACUUCCUUUCAGCCAUUAUCCCCUUUGUCAUUUUCUGCAGGCUGCAAUUCCAGGUCUGAAGAAAUAUGAUAAAUUUAAAAAAUACUUCAUGAUACCCCCUCUUUUUUUUUUUUCUUUUUUUUUUUUUGGCUGCAGUUUUCUUAAAAUUAGCCUUACUUCAAACUAAAAUUAGUAGAGAACAAAAAUAUAGUAAUGCACUGCCUCACUUUAUAUUUUGUACAGCUUGUAACUGUUUAUAUGAACACUGUGUAAAAAUACAGAUAAAUGGUGUUCCCCAGCAGUAGAAAUAUGUGGGAUAUACACCAAGAAAAUUACUAGUCUGAGGAAACAGAAGACCAUAAUAUGAACCUAGUUCAUCACAAUAAACUUUUCCCCCCCAUCCAGAAGCUGAGAAUGAAAUGGGUAAUAGAUUCCAUAGUAAGUCCUGAAGGCAGGUUUUUUAUGGGUAUUGCAUUGCCAAAGCCCCAAGUAGACUAUUAUGGUAUUUGGGCUUCUCUAUAUAUCCCUUUUUAUUAGCAGAUUAUAUUGUUCUAAAUCUAAGAAAGCAUUGGACUAUAGUAGUGAUCCAAAUAUGUCUCAGCUGUUGCAUCUUCCAUCUGUGUUUUGACUUGAGAAGCCAUUAGCACCUUCAAGUCAUAUUUGGUGUGUUUCAUUAAUAUUUCAUUUUGGUUUAUAUUCUGCUCAGCUGAACUAAGUGGCACAGUGUUGCCACCUGGGCAAAGUGUUUAUACAUGGCAACUUGGUAAGCUCUGCAGUUUGCUGAAGUCUCACAUGGUUGUACUACAGCUAAAAUAUUUAUUAACCUCUUUGCUCAGUGAGGUAGAGGAAGCAAAAUAUGCAUUGCAAUUACCUGCAGUUAUCUUUGUCUGAAGCUGGCUUGUUCUGAUGGGCAGUGAACAGCUAAUUCAGUAAACCUACUAACAGUGAUUGAAGUCUGUGUUGUCCAGCUGGCCCCUCUUUUUCUAUUUUUAAGAAAGAGGAACCUGAAUAUCUCCAUUCCACCUCUGUUUCAUCUUAGGAUCUCCAUGCACAGCACUCACCUCCUGGGCAUUGGGUACCUGGUGGUGUUACAGUCCUGCAGAAGCUAUGGAUGCUUUUCUGCUCUCAGGUUUCUGCUGUGUCUCAGGGUAUGUUCAAGGAGCCUGUGUAGCGUUGGCCCUUCAAGAUACAAGCUACUGUUUUGCAGUGAGUAGCUUAAAUAAGGAAUGACUACCUUACAAGUCACCAUUCCUGCUAGAGAGCUGUAUUAAGGUGUUAUGGUGCAAAUGAUCAUUCAGACUUACUGAACUCAAUAACAUAAAAGGGUAAAGAUACAGCUUUAUAUAUGUUGCAAACCCCUGGAUUUUCAUCUGAGGCUUGCAAGACUCAUGAUUAACUUUAAUCAGAAUUGAAUCAAGGUAAUGGGAAAUUAAUUCCACAGAUAUACUGCUACACUGAAAGAAAGUUAUUCUGUUUAAUACAUGAAUUUCGGUUUCAACUUGACAAUUAGUGCAGCCUAAGGUUGAAUAAUUGCUCUGUUCAGUCUCACACUGAUAUUUGUAUGCCGUGAUGUCAGAAUAUUUAAAAAUAGGCUGCAGUUUAAUGAAAAAAAAUUUGGGUUGUCUGACUUUUUUCCCCGCCAUCAAAUUCGAGCUUCCUAUAUUGCAACAUGCCAAGCCAGAAAUAACCAGGCUUCUCCUUUCUUCUGUGCUGUUUUGAGCAUAUCUUACUGAACAAAUAUUAUUAACUCUAAGACUCAUUGCUAGCAUUUUCCAUGAAUAUUACAGCAGCUGAUACUGAGUAAAAAUAUGGGCUCUGAAUUCUUUAGAAAUCUGGGCUACAAGUAGUCUAAUUGUAAUUUUGGGAAGGGGAAUGGAGAUGAAGAACAUUUGCUAUAAGCUGCUGUGAUGCAUAAGCAGUGUCCAGCUAGCAGGACUGGAGCUUUAGAUAACCCAUGAGGUUUUGGCAUGGUGUGAGGAACCAGGUUUCACACGUGUCUGGUCUCCGCUUCCCUCAGUGAGCGCCUGCAGUCACUGAAAUGCUUCCAAGUGUCUGGGUCACUAAAGAAACUGACAUUUCAUUAACAUUUACUUCAGGGCAGUGUUUAGGUGUUAUCUCUGUUUCCUUCACAAAGGACCAGCAGGGUUUGGGAGAUUUUAUAUUUAAAACAGAAAUCAAUGAGAACAACUAUUUUUGUAGUGUGUUUGCCUUACUUACAAAGUGUAUUUUCUAAAACCGACCAACUUUAUCUUUGCAUUCAUCUUUCCCAUAUUAAUUGUAUUACUACAAGUAAAUGGUAGUUGAUGUAAUUUUGGAUUCAAACACCCAUUGAAGUCAGUGGAAGUCUUUUAACUGACAAAAUGGGAUCUGCAUCAAAGUCACUAAGAAUAAAAGAGAGGCAAAAAAGAAGAAGAAAAGAGUAGUGGUAAUGGUCUGUAGAUGAUUUUUUAUGUCAGUAAGAAACCUGCAAUGCCUGCUUAUUCCAACCAGAAGAAAGCACAAAGGGUAGGAAAAGAGGUGUUACUGGAUGCCACAGCUGAAGCUUUGCAGUGACUGGGAGCAAUGGUUCUGUCGCUCCUAGGCAGAAACUCUCAAGAAAUGACGAUGAUGAUGCACUCCAUUGAACUUGAUACCAAGCCACUGUCAUCCUUAUGCUCCUUGCUUUGUUUUCUUCCAGAUUCUGUAUUAAUUGUCCAAAAGUAUUUUACAUCUGAACACAUGUUUUCACAUGUUACUUUUGGUUGUGUUUAUUUUACCUGGCAGACUUCUUUGCUGCGGUACUGGUGUCCAUAUUUCUAUUUUGCAUUUAUUUGUCUUUUUGUUACUUAACACAGUAACUAACUGCUGCAGUUAGUAGUUCUUAGCAAUAAUUUUGAUAACUCUGAAGCAGUGCUGUUACUCCUAAUGGAAACUAUAAUUUUAUUUGGGUCUUUUGUCAGUAUAAGUGCAAAGAGAUCAUGCUGAUAAUCUUGUAAUAACAUUUUGUAGAUUGCAUAUUGAUUAAAAAAAUAAAGUUGUAUUUCAAACUAGCA